AUGGAGCUGAAGGAGACCACUCGUGAUCACUCUGGAGUGCACAAUUUGACCUUCCAGAAUGACAAUGAAGACAUUGACAUUAUAUAUCAGGAAGAUCUUCAAGACAAUUCAAGGAGAUUCAAGAAGUCAGAACAUGACAAAAGUGUACGUACUUAUCAGGAGGAUGAAUUCAUCAGUAUGGAGAGUGAUCUGCAUGAAAACAAAUGUGACUCUAUGGAUGAGCUACGCUUAAAAAGCUCAAGUUUCUGUUCUGUUUGUUUUUUAUGUUUUCCUAGGCCUUUAGAAAAGAAAUAUGAUAAAGCCUACAUUUUUUGCAAGAAAUAUAGAGCCAGAAUUAAGUAUGUGAUGUACGGAAUUUUAAUAACAGCUUAUUUGGCAACAGUUACUGCAGCCUGCAGCUUGAAUUUUCAGAGAGCCUUGCCACUCUUCAUCAUUACUGUCCUAGCCAUCUUCUUCAUCUCCUGGGAUUUUUUAGCAGUGAAGUAUGGAGACAGAAUUGCUGCAUUUUUUUCCCCUGGAGAAAGAUAUUUGGAGAAACUGUGUUUUUGGCUGAAAUGGAUAGUGUGUGCAGCUCUUAUUGUAGCUAUCAUUUUCUGGCUCAUCUUUGAUACAGCAAAACAAGGAUCCCGCCAGCUGAUCUCCUUUGGUGGGCUUGUGAUGUAUAUUCUCUUGAUGUUUAUAUUCUCCAAAUAUCCAACAAGAGUUGCUUGGAGACCAGUCUUUUCAGGAAUAGUAAUGCAGUUUAUUCUUGGGCUUCUUAUUCUGAGGACAAAACUGGGGUUUGAUGCAUUUAACUGGCUAGGCAUUCAGAUCCAGACUUUUCUGGAGUACUCUGACACAGGUGCUAAGUUUGUGUUCGGCGAAAAAUACACAGAUCAUUUCUUUGCUUUUAAGGUCCUGCCAAUUGUGGUUUUCUUCAGCACAGUAAUGUCUAUGCUUUAUCACAUUGGAUUCAUGCAGUGGCUCAUUGGAAAGGUUGGUUGGAUAAUGCAGAUUUUUAUGGGAACAACUCCUGUUGAGUCUCUUGUAGCUGCUGGUAACAUAUUUGUGGGACAGACGGAGUCUCCUCUCUUGGUACGGCCAUACUUGCCAUACAUCACCAAAUCUGAACUCCAUGCAGUCAUGACAGCAGGAUUCUCAACUAUUGCUGGAAGUGUCUUAGGAGCAUAUAUUUCUUUCGGGGUUUCUGCCUCCCACCUACUGACUGCUUCUGUCAUGUCUGCACCAGCAUCAUUAGCCACCUCCAAACUGCUCUGGCCUGAAACUGAAAAGCCUACAGUAACUUUGAAGACCGGCCUAAAAAUGGCAAAAGGUGAAUCAAAUAACCUGCUGGAGGCAGCCAGUCAAGGUGCAUCCAGCUCUAUUCUGUUGGUGGCAAACAUCGCUGUGAAUCUCAUCUCCUUCCUUGCCCUGCUGGCUUUUGUCGACUCAGCCCUCUCUUGGGUGGGCAGUAUGUUUGACUAUCCACAGCUGAAUUUUGAGAACAUUUGUGCAUAUGUCUUUAUGCCAUUCUCCUUUAUGAUGGGAGUAGACUGGGAAGACAGCUUUAUUGUUGGUGGACUCCUAGGUUAUAAGACUUUCUUCAAUGAAUUUCUGGCUUAUGAACGUCUCUCAAAACUGAUCCGCAAUCGAGAAAAGGGUGGGAGCAUGUACAUAAAUGAUGUGAAACAAUAUAUGAGUGUCCGUUCUGAAACCAUUGCCACCUAUGCUCUUUGUGGAUUUGCCAACUUUGGCUCUCUGGGAAUGGUAAUAGGAAGUCUAACAAGCAUGGCUCCAUCCAAAAAAAAGGAAAUUGCUAGCGCUGCUUUCAGAGCAAUGAUUGCUGGAACUGUUGCCUGUUUCAUGACAGCAUGCAUUGCAGGAAUGAUGGUCAUCCCUGAUGUGGAAGUUCCAUGCCACAUUUUGUUACGAACUGCCUUCAACUCUGCGAGUUCCCCUGCCAACAUCACGGAGCUGGUUGAAUGCUGCCAGGAGACAUUCAUCAGUGCAAACAGUUCUCAGGAGAGCUUCUCUGGAGGAAACUACGCCCUGAGUUUCUGGAAAAAAUGUUGCCAAAUACUGAAUCAAACAACUUUUAAUUGCAUAUGAAUUAAGCCUUAAUCUGGAGUGGGAUAACUAAAAACCAUGUUUCUUGGCAGAAAGGCAGUAAAAAGCUUCUUCUUCUGCAAUUGUGAAUAAUAUGAACCUUUAUUUCCUAUCUCCUGCAAGCCUACUUCUUAUGAUAUGCAUAGAAUUAGUUCCAAAAUUAAACUGGGAUGAAAGCAAGAGACCUCCUGCUAUAGAUCUGUUCUCCUGUUACACAUCAGAAAAAGAGGAGAACAUUUCUGAUUUCAUUUCUACCCUGAAACUGAUGAAUCUGUAGCAUAAAACUAUUAUUGGCAAGAAGAAAAUCAAGGGGAUCUGACUUGUAAUUACAGAAAUUUGUGUACUCCAAAUAUUUUUAGAAUUACCAUCCUUUUUGCUCUAUUUUGAUACUUUAGAAGUGGUUUCACUGCAGGUAGAUGCCUCUGUUCUCAGAAAUUCUCUGUUCUCAGAAAUUCUCUGUUCUCAGAAAUUCUCUGUUCUCUGUACACUUCUUCUGGUAACUAUGGCUACAUUUGAUCUGAGCUUCUAGCAUGGGAUGCACCUCAUCCCCUUGGUCACCAAAGUACACAAAACAAGGACUAGCCACUGUGUGCCCCAGCUCUCAUCUUUCUGUCCUCACAGAAGGCAGGAGGCAUCCUGUCUGUAUCUGAAGUCAGGAGGCUGAUUCGUGCUUAGAGUUAAUUCACAUGACUUGGAAAGGUCCAAAUCCCAAAGGAAGAUUCCCACAUCAAUUUGUCCCAACCUUUAUUGCUGAAGGUUGAUCCCAUGGUCACCAAGUGGGUACUCACUGUCAUAUUCCUAACAGAACCAAAAGAGCAUCAACAAAAUGUGGAUAAGAUCAAGUCAGAAUCCAGCUCUUUGUGAAAGCAACAUUGAUAGAUCUCAAAUACCAGGCUCUAAAUAGAAGGAUGUACUAUCAAACAAAAUAUGUCAAACAAAAAAACUUAUUUUAUUUCUUCUGGUUAUGUUUUCUACACCAGGUGCAGGAUUAUUUCUAAAUUUCAGUGAGACAAGCUGUGUAGUAAGUUGCAUAAUAUAAUAGAUCUUUUAAUACGAUGGGGAAAACAAACAAACAAACAAACAAAAAAAAACAGGAAUUUUGGUAGUGAGUAAAUCUGACAUUCCUUCAGAUGCCAGGAAUCCUGGUUUCAGCAAGACUGACUUUUCCCACAGUUCUUAACCAUGGCGAGGUCUUUCAUGCUCUAUUUGAUGCUGCCUAAAAGCAAGGUUUCCAGCACAUAAAGGAACGUAAGAUUUAUUUGUUAUAUCCCUUUUUCUUAAUUCUAGGAUGUAAGAUUUACUUGUUAUGUUCCUUUAUUAUUGUGUUCAAACAGCUGUACUGCCUUUACCUCUGAGCUUUAACUUUUACUGCUGAGCUUUACCUCUCCCCAUGCAGAACACUGUGUUUGUGUGUGGAAAUAUAAUAAAAAAGAUUACCUACAUUCAGGUAAACAAAUAUGAGUUUUCGUAAAAUUUAUGUAUGUUUUUGAGAAUCUGCCACAAGUGAAGAAUUUAUGUUAGAAACGGAUGUCUGUUAUGUUUUUAAGUUCUGCUCUUUUCAUGGGCUUAAGAACUGAAAAGUUUUGUUUUGCAAAAUAUUUGUAUAUAUAUUCCUAUCCCAUGCCACUGGUAGAGCAUAUCUCACAGAUAGAAAUGAAUCUGUCUAUUCCGACAAAUAUGCAUCUAACUUCUCAUCUUUCCAUUAAUUAUUGCAGAGUCUACUCUGGGAAAACCAGAUUAAUAAACUUAGCUGCCAAUACAGCUGCUUUCAGUGGGCACUGAUUUGGAUUUAUCCUAAAAGGCCCGA
Phasianus colchicus (ring-necked pheasant) is the source of this 3892-nucleotide messenger RNA. The record is from RefSeq and is a predicted model, not a curated record. NCBI's taxonomy places the organism in Eukaryota, Metazoa, Chordata, Aves, Galliformes, Phasianidae.